Messenger RNA from Symbiodinium sp. CCMP2456, 1251 nucleotides. The record is from the annotation of a GenBank genome assembly. NCBI's taxonomy places the organism in Eukaryota, Dinophyceae, Suessiales, Symbiodiniaceae.
GUGGUUCGGCAGUCCCAGAUUCAGGCACCGCCGAAGCUGCACAAGCUGCAUCUCGUGGCGACAGGCCUGAUGGCGUGGAGCCUCGCUGUGGGGCUUUGGGUUGGCCUGGAAGCAUGGCAGCUGUGGAAGUCCAUUUCGGCGUGGGAAAUUGGUGUUCCACCGCCCGAGGUUACCCAGCAAGCCGGGCGAUGCCCAUGCAGCUGUGCACAGGGGUCCAACGAUGAUGUCCAUUUGCGUCGGGAAUUCGAGUUUUGCACCGAAGGCGAUGCGUGCUUCUUCGGAAAGCAGUGGUGUGCCCGAUCGAUCCCAGACUUCGCGAGCUCAGCUCACACGAGCCAGCCAGUUCUGGGUCAGUGUCGAAAGGACCGCUGCGGUGGACCACGUGGCGUGGAAAGCUUUAACAUCACAUGUGACCGGUCCGUCGACCCUCCGUUUCACGUGAGCUGGCUUGUGCGGAACUUCCCGGAGAAGGUUCGGCGGAUGUUACGCUUCGGCGCUCCCGGAGUGAACCAUCACAUGAAUUCACCAGGUGGUGCUAUGGACAGGAACGGUCUCCAUGGAGUGAGUAUGACAGUCAGUGACGAUCUCAUCGACACCUUGAAUGCUCGACUGGCCCGCUUGUCCGUAGUUUGGCACAUUGGCUGCUGGCCGCCGGCUCGCUACCUCGUUGCAAGCGGGAUGCUGACCAUUGAGUCUGGAUGGAUUCGGCUGGCGGCAGCUGGCAUAACGCUACAGGUCGACCUUGCGCAUGUGUUGGUUCACAUCCGCAACAUGAGAGUGGAAAUUGCUUGCCCUGAAGGGAUUUUCACUCUUGACGGCUUCGGUGACGGGGCGCAGACCAGUGAACCGCUGACGGCAGCGUCGUUCGAUGUCCAGCAACAAACACAAGUGUCAGGAAUUCGAUGCCGUGGUGGUUGGGGCGUAUUCUGUUGGAUGGCACAUCGGUAUGCACAAGCUCAUGUUAUGUGGGGCUAUUUGCCGAUUGCCCUCGUCUACACCUUUCUGAGUUUCUCGGGUCUGCCCAUCGUUCAUGGAUGCGACCUGAGCCGGAACUCCUUCGUCCUGCUACCAUACGAAGACAAAGAUUGCUGCGAAGAGACAUACCUCACUGACCACAGCGGCUGUUUGAUCGGAGGGCAAUUCAAUGGAAGGUUCGUUCCUGGCCAAACAUGGGCUCAGGAUGUUCGUUGCAAGUACAACGAGGAGAUUAUGGCUUUCCAAGCCAAUUGCACGUCCAUUCCUGGGAGCUAA